AUGUGGAACAUGUGGAAGGGGUUCCGUGGCGUGGAUAUGGAAAUGCUGAAGCCUACGUGGAAUGGAAUGGAAUGGAUAUGGAUCCACAUUAUGGGUCCAUAUGUGGAUUUCGUGAUCAAAAUCGCCCAGGCUUUGAAUGACAUUGGGGUUAAAUAUGUGAGUCUGACGGAGGAAGAGACGUCGAUAUCUCAACUGACACAUGAGUCAGAUCGAAGUGACUUCGCCUGCUUCGUCUACACAUUCCAGGUUGGACUACCAGGCUAUCUGCAAGCUGGGUCUGAAGGCCAAGAUUCUAUGCCAUAUUCGAUGCAACAUGGACGAUGCCAGAAUCGCCGUCGAGACAGAUGUCGAUGGAAUCAACAUGUGCAUCGGCACUUCUACUCAGCUUAUGAAGCAUUCCCACGGAAAGGAUCUGAACUGGAUCGCCUCCAAGGCCAAGGAGGUCAUCGAGUUCACCCAAGCCCACGGCCUCGAGAUCCGUUCUCAGGCGAAGACUCGUUCCGCUCCGACUUCAACGAGAUUCUGAAGCUCUACUCGCUCAUGGACCGUCUCGGCGUCCACCGCGUGGGGAUUGCCGACACCGUGGGGGGUGCGACCUCUCGUGAGGUCUUUGACAAGAUCUACACGCUUAGGCAGCUGGUCGGCUGCGAUAACGAAACGCAUUUCCACGACGACACUGGAUGUGCUGUCGCCAACGCCUGCACUGCGCUCGAGGCUGGGGCUACGCACAUUGACACGACGGUUUUGGGUAUUGGAGAGAGGAACGGCAUUACGUCCCUUUCCAAGCUCUUGCAGUGCAUGCUUCACACGAAGUAUGAGAACGUUUCGACCAAGUACAAGCUCGAUAAGCUUCCUGCCCUCGAACAGCUGGUGGCCGAAGCUGUCGGUGUAAAGAUCCCCUGGAACAACCCUUCCCUUUUGGCAUUCCUCUGA
Messenger RNA from Fusarium oxysporum Fo47, 933 nucleotides. RefSeq lists its product as uncharacterized. Lineage: Eukaryota; Fungi; Ascomycota; Sordariomycetes; Hypocreales; Nectriaceae. Gene Ontology annotation, cellular component: mitochondrion. The record is from RefSeq and is a predicted model, not a curated record. The coding region runs from base 1 to 933 and encodes 310 amino acids. The transcript is spliced from 3 exons. Gene Ontology annotation, molecular function: homocitrate synthase activity.